Molecule: messenger RNA, 946 nt
Organism: Hyaloscypha bicolor E
Lineage: Eukaryota; Fungi; Ascomycota; Leotiomycetes; Helotiales; Hyaloscyphaceae
Exons: 2
Coding region: 102-590 (162 amino acids)
Source: RefSeq, a predicted model, not a curated record
GUGCCUCUCAGACCUACUCUGCAAGAGCGGACUGUUCAGCACCGCCAUCUAGCAGUGAAUUUAAAAACCAAGUAGAUCGAGGCGUACAAGAUUAUCAAUAUAUGCAGCGUUGUGACGCGAGCGCCGCCCUUGGGGAGAGCCUCUCACGGCAACGUGUCUCGACCUGUCGGACGGGCAGGUCAUCUACGCACAUCUACAUCUUCUCCGACGAGUCUCUCUCCAUUGGUGACAGACUCUUCGGGUUCCGGUACAACGUGCAGCCUUCCUCCACCGAGAGAUCAUGUGCCCGCCACGAACUUCAAGCCAACUCAAGAUCGCCAAACCGAGAUGCUACAUUUGUCAUUUAUGAUGCGAUAAAGCAGGUUACGGAGGUAAUAGGGAAUACGAUUCACAAUCGUAAGUUGCAAAGUCGAUUUCGCAGAGAACUUUUGCAGAUGCAAGUGCUCAAUUCUCGAUUAGUGAUCUUUGUCAAAAGUGGCAACGAGAAAAUUCGGUUCCGAGUUUUCAAUACUUUAUUGCGAUCCCUUAGACUUGAGUAUCGCGCAUCGCAAACUGUGGAGAACUGGGUUUGUACCGUUGGGGAAUGGUAGUAGGCUUGGGAGUUCGAUAUUGGAUUUCAUGUUGGGGUAUAAUCAAAAGUAAAGAUCUGCUUUUUUACAUACGAUCAUCGACUGAGGAUAAUUUGUUAAUGUAACGGGUUAGAACCCGGUUUUAUUCUUCCCAGGCGCCUUCGCCUGGUCACAUGAACUCGAGAAUUCCCGAUAUCAUGUGUCUUCGUUCUCUCUGCUCUUCGUUCUCUCUUCUCUCCUCAGAGAAUUCUACUUAGUUAAUCAAACCACUAGUCUUCUUUGUGUAAGGGCCUAGCCCGUCACAGUUAGUUGCCAUUCGCGUGAUACUCCCUUACUAGGUUAGCUUAACUACAGAGGCAAAUACACCCUCUACUGGC